Messenger RNA from Carassius carassius (crucian carp), 2119 nucleotides. RefSeq lists its product as uncharacterized. NCBI's taxonomy places the organism in Eukaryota, Metazoa, Chordata, Actinopteri, Cypriniformes, Cyprinidae. The record is from RefSeq and is a predicted model, not a curated record. The coding region runs from base 13 to 1824 and encodes 603 amino acids. Gene Ontology annotation, molecular function: zinc ion binding. The transcript has 11 exons.
CCACCCGCGGCCAUGACUCACGUCUCUAGGUCGAUUUCAUUGGUCAACUCUUUUACGUCACCUGAGAAGAAGAAGUGUGGACGUCAAUCAAAGUCGUUGAUGGAUCCGUCGCUGACUAACGGUUCGCUCUCAGGAGAGUGCGCAUGUUUUGGCUGUGGUGAAGACCAAGCCGUACAUCUGAAGGUUGAUUUAUCCAAAGGUCUUGGAGAUAUUUGCACAGCUCAUUACAGGUGCCAGCACAAUGUUUAUGUCCGAUCAGACACGGCUAAUCAAAGGCGGCUAUCAAAAAAUACAUGCUGUGAGGCAAAAAUGGUUUGCACUCUGGUGAAGACUACAGACAAAAGGGGAGGAACUAGUAGGAGCAUUGAUCCCCAUAUACCUACUUACCCAACUUCGGUGCGUUUGUACAAUGUACACAAUCAUAACAUCUUUGUUGCGGAGGCACUGAGGCACAAGGAUGUAGGGGUCAAGGCAAUUGAAACCCUGACACAGUUGUUUGAGGUUGGGCACAGUCCAACCUCAGCUCUGGCUGUACUUAAAAGUGACCUGUUGGCUGAGCAUGGCAACAAAUAUGUAUACGUCUCAGCCAACCGUGCCAUUUGCCCAGACCUUCAGUUUUGCUACAGAUACAGGAAGUUCCUGACCUAUCUACAGAAUCUUUACAGUCGACGUGAGAGUUGGGCUCUCAGUUAUAGGAGGGACUUGCCAACACGUGGCAACCAAACCAAUAACUAUGUGGAGGCUGCAAUGCGUGUCUUGAAAGACAAAAUACUUCAUAGGACAAAAGCAUUCAACCUGCCUCAAUUAUUCAACCUUUUCAUUACCCGACUAGAGAUGUACUAUGAAGCACGUGUGACAGACGUUGCUCUUGGCCAUUGGGAGGCAUUCCACCGGUCAAGAUUUCUUGCUACACAAAGUAAUAUCAAAGCAUCUGAUAUUUCUCAGGUUGGAGAAAAGAAAUUUCAGGUGAGAUCAUCCACAUCAGGGCACACAUAUACAGUGGACAUGGAGUUGGAGCUCUGCACUUGUCCAGUUGGCCAUAGUGGGGCACCAUACAAACACCAGGCAGCAGUAGUGCAAAAUUACAACAUCACCUCCAUCAACUUUCUUCCCACAACAGCUGAAAUGAGGGCUGAGCUGCUGAAAAUAACAAAAGCCUCAGUUUCUCUUGACUUUCUAAACCCUUUACGGCAAAAUAUGCCAACGCCUAGCACAUUAGCUCCAGACAUGCCUCCGAAGCAAGAAACCUGCACUUCUGAUCAUCAGUAUCAUCUCAGUGCUGAAGAUGAUGAGUCACGUCAGCUGGACCUGUCUUCGACCAGCUCUACACAACUGCAACAGAUAUCACCUAUGCAAGGGGACCCAUACUCCAACCAUCCCUGUCUUCAGGGUAACUCAGAGGGAGCAUCUUUACCUCAGUCUCCUGUGAAACGGAUGCUGAGACUGCUCAGUGAAAUGGCUGAAAACCCAGACUACAGUAAUGCCAUGUCUAAAAUGGCCAAGCAGCUUGAAAAGAUGCAGCACAACCAGACCCAACUGAUCUCUGCAUUUUACUGCUUUGGUAAAGGGAUGUCUGUAUCAAAACGUGCAGCAGCAUUAAGACGAGCUGCUAGACGACCAGGUCCUAUUAUUGGCUGUCAGCCAACAGCAGUGGCCAGAAGAACAGCUAAGACUGGUUCUAGGCAGCGUUUGACAGCUGGACGCCCCAGAAAAUGCAGUUCUGGUUCAGAGCAUGACUACAGCAGAUAUACAGGGAAAAGGGCUGUCAGGGUUCGCCACAAAUUGUCAGAAUCUGUGGCAAUGAAUUACUCACAUCAAGCAUAAAAAUAUUUGGGUGUGUGUGUGUGUGUGUGUGUGUGUGUGUGUGUGUGUGUGUGUGUGUGUGUGUGAGUGUGUGUGUGUGUGUGUGUGUGUGUGUGAGUGUGUUUAAAAAUGGUUAUUUAGUAGAUUAGUUAAUGCAAACAUAGUAUUAUUUAUGAAAUUUAGAUCCAGACUGCAGGUUAUGUAGCCAUUUUUUAAAUCAUUUUUGGAAACUUGUUAAAAAUAUUAACUGCACAGAACAUUUUUUCAAAAGUUUUUAUAGCAAUUGUGAAUUGCAUGUAAUGUUUUUUUGUACCAG